Molecule: messenger RNA, 1419 nt
Organism: Eimeria mitis
Lineage: Eukaryota; Apicomplexa; Conoidasida; Eucoccidiorida; Eimeriidae
Product: PPR repeat-containing protein, putative
Exons: 6
Coding region: 1-1419 (472 amino acids)
Source: RefSeq, a predicted model, not a curated record
AUGGUCGCUGCCGCAGCAGCAGACCCCAAAGACAUGCUAACCCUCACACCUGGGGCCAUACUGUAUCUACAGCCUGCUGCUGCUGCUGCUGCUUCUGUUGCUGCUCCUGCUGCUGCUGCUGCUGCUCCUGCUGCUGCUGUUUCUGCUGGGACUCCAGGAGCAGCAGCAGCAACAGCAGCAACAGCAGCAGCAGCACGGCCGUCGGGUAGAACACCGCAGCUGCUUGAAACAGAUCAGCAGCAGCAACAGCAGCAACAGCAGCAGCAGCAGCAGCAGCAACUGCAGCAACAGGAAGAGCAGCAGCAGCAGCAGGAGCAGCAGCAGGAGGAUGAAGUAUUUGUAUGGCCUGAAGCUGCUCCAUCGAAGCGUGCUGCUGCUGCUGCUGCUGCAGCAGCAGCACGUCGUGAGUGGUCAUACAAAGGACAGCAGCAGCAGCAGCAGCAGCAGCAGCAGCAGCAGCAGCUGGAAGCAUGGGCCAAUAGAGCAGCAGCAGAUUUCACUUUUGCUGCUCCCCCAGCAGCAAGAUCGAAGCUAGAACCCCACAGGUUCAUCACGCAUGCACUAAAACUCAAACACAAACAGCAGCAGCAGCAGCAGCAGCAGCAGCAGCAGCAGGGGAGGGAGCAACAGGAGCAGCAGCAGCAGGGGAGGGAGCAGCAGCAGCAGCAGCAGCAGGGGAGGGAGCAGCAGGAGCGGCAGCAGCAGCAGCCAGAGCUGAAACUAGAGAAGCAGCAGCAUAGGCAGCAGCAACAGCAGCAGCAGCAAAGACAGGAAAUGCAGCAGCUGCAACAGGAAGGGCAGCAGCAGCAGCAGCAAGAACAGCUACAGCAGCAGCAGCAGCAGCAACAGCAGCAGCUUGUGGAGGGAGAUGGUGCCUCUGCUGCUGCUGCUGCUGCUGCUGCUGCUGGAGGAGCAGAGGUGAUUCCAAGCCAGCUUGUGUGCAGCAGAGCAGCAACUUGUGAGGUGAUUCCAAGCCAGCUUGUGUGCAGCAGCAGCAGCAGCAACAGCAGCAGCAGCAGCAGCAGCAGCAGCAGCAGCAUGAGCAGCAGCAGCAGCAGCAGCAGAGAUGAUCUGUUGGAUGCUGGUAACAGCAGCAGCAGCAGCAGCAGCAUGAGCAGCAGCAGCAGCAGCAGCAGAGAUGAUCUGUUGGAUGCUGGUGCUCGUUUGGUGCGUCAGCUGAAGCAGCAGGCUGUUGAGUAUGCAGCAGCAGCAGCAGCAGCAGCACGAACCCCAUCAGCAGCAGCAGCAGCAGCAGCAGCAGCAGCAAAAGGAGACGAAAUAGAUGAGGAUUUAUAUGAAAGCAUAAAGGAGACAGUAGACUACUAUCCCGGUAUAGAGAGAAAAAGGAGACAGCAGGAGCUAGCUGCUGCUGCUGCAGUCUCCAUUGAGCAGCAGCAGCAGCAGCAGGAGAUGAAAUAG